AUGGCGCAGCAGGGCAACCAGCCCCUGCCCGCCAAGGAGGCCGGGCUCCUGCGCCAGAUCGUGAAGUUCUACGAGAGCAAGCAGUACAAGAAGGGGCUCAAGGCGGCGGACCAGAUUUUGAAGAACCAUGCCGGGCACGGGGAGACGCUGGCGAUGAAGGGCCUCACGCUGAACUGCCUGGACAGGAAGAAGGAGGCCUAUGACCACGUGCGCAGGGGGCUCAAGGAGGACCUCAAGAGCCACGUUUGUUGGCACGUGUACGGGCUGCUGUAUCGAUCCGACCGGGAGUACAGGGAAGCCAUCAAAUGCUACACAAACGCCCUGAAAUGGGACAAAGACAACAUCCAGAUUCUAAGGGACAUGGCACUUCUCCAGAUACAAAUGCGAGAUCUGAAUGGCUUCUUGGAGACGCGAAAUCGCCUGCUACAGCUGCGACCAGGCAACAGAAACAAUUGGAUAGCAUUUGCUAUUGCCCAUUACUUAAACAAGCACUACGACAUCGCUGUUCAGGUCCUCACAGCCUAUGAAGGCACAUUGGAUGAUAUUCCAAAGGAAGAGGCAUAUGAGCACAGCGAAAUGCUGCUGUUCAAGGCAACGCUUCUUGAGGCAUCGUCCAAGCUGCAGGAGGCAAGGGAGUUCUUGGAUGCUUCUGAGGCCCAGAUCAAAGACAAACUGGGAUGGCUUGAAAUGAAGGCCAAGCUGCUUUUGCGCCUUGAAGCCCUUGAUGAGGCAGAGCAACUGUACAGGCUGCCCUGA
Molecule: messenger RNA, 756 nt
Organism: Ostreobium quekettii
Lineage: Eukaryota; Viridiplantae; Chlorophyta; Ulvophyceae; Bryopsidales; Ostreobiaceae
Source: the annotation of a GenBank genome assembly